AUGGUGGAAACUUCGUCGCACCUCAGACAUUCUAUGAAUAUGGAGAAUGACUUGAACGAAGAACUAAAUAAAAGGCUGACAGCAGCAUGGGCAACAUUUGCACCCAUCGCAGAAGCUACGGACCAACUGAUGGACCAGGAUCUCCGUGCUCAUUCGUUCGACUCGAUAGUUCUUCCAGCCCUUUGUCACGCAGUGGAAACGUGUUCAGUCGCCGCUGUCACGUCCUAG
Molecule: messenger RNA, 228 nt
Organism: Necator americanus (New World hookworm)
Lineage: Eukaryota; Metazoa; Nematoda; Chromadorea; Rhabditida; Ancylostomatidae
Exons: 1
Coding region: 1-228 (75 amino acids)
Source: RefSeq, a predicted model, not a curated record